Molecule: messenger RNA, 594 nt
Organism: Aspergillus fijiensis CBS 313.89
Lineage: Eukaryota; Fungi; Ascomycota; Eurotiomycetes; Eurotiales; Aspergillaceae
Exons: 1
Source: RefSeq, a predicted model, not a curated record
AUGCCCCCAACCGAGCCCCCAACUACACCCCCAGAACCCAUCCCCCCCACCAUGAAAACCUACACCUUCGCCCACCCCGGCCCCCCCAGCACCACCCUAUCAACAGAAACCUCCCUCCUCAUCCGCACCUCCCACAUCGCCCUCCACCCCGGCGCAACCCACAUGAUGCAACUCCUCCCCGCAUGGACACGGCACUUCCCCGCCGUCCCCGAAACAGACUUCUCAGGAACGGUGGUAUCCACGGGCGCACGCGUACCGCUCGUCCCGCCACCACCCCCGAAUGCGCAUCGCUUCUUCCCGCCCGGCACGGCGGUCUUCGGCUCGAUUUCCGUGGCCCAGCACCUCAAGAACGGCGCCGGCGCGUUGGGCGAGUACCUGGUCGUCGAGAUGGGGGAUGUGGCCCGUAAGCCGGAGGGUGUUUCGUUGGCGGCUGCGGCCGGGUUGGGGGUUUCGGGGGUGACGGCGUUGGCUUUGGUGGAUGUGGUGGAGGGGGUUGUCGGGGGUUUAAAGGGUGGGGAGAGGGUGUUGGUUAAUGGGGCGUGUGGUGGGGUGGGGCAUUUUGUUGCGCAGAUGUUGGCUUCGAGGCCUGAGGUG